Dacryopinax primogenitus is the source of this 1546-nucleotide messenger RNA. RefSeq lists its product as uncharacterized. The coding region runs from base 356 to 1546 and encodes 396 amino acids. Lineage: Eukaryota; Fungi; Basidiomycota; Dacrymycetes; Dacrymycetales; Dacrymycetaceae. The record is from RefSeq and is a predicted model, not a curated record. The transcript is spliced from 6 exons.
CCAUCACUGCAGGCACCGUGAAAGUUUGCCCUCCUUGUAGGAACAUGUACACGACAGGAGCCCACUCAUCGACUGGGACAUAAUACCAGAAUCCGUUCGUUCGCAUUUCAACUCUCUAUGUAGAGAGGAAUCUGGAUCAUUCCUCCCUCAUACGCUCAAAACUUGGGCAGAGGCUCAUCACGAGAGUAACAGCUUCGCCCAUGCUGUGUCUUCCCUCCCAGAACAUUUGUGGCUCCCACCAUCCUCAUCAAAUACGACCAUUCUCCCAACCGACCCAGAUGCUCUAUCGUGGAUUUAUGAUAAAACCUAAGAGCUGAAGGAGCUGAACGCACUCGACUCUGCAGUGACCGGGAAGAUGGUUCGAGCGCCAGUGGAUGCACUAAUAUCAUUAGGGUGCCGCUAUGAGAGUGGUGCUGGUGGAAAUGACUUUGCGUAUGGCACCCAUCUUUAUAUGGAGCAGAAAUUGAGAAUGUCUAGAGCGUUUGAUCCACCGGACCCCACCUUUCCUCGCCCGACGAACACCAAUGAACUGGAUAGUCCCGUCAUUCUCAUACCAGGUCCCAAGUGGCAACACAGGUUUAACCUCAAGCAGCUUUCAAUCCCUGCCAGAAUGCACGACCAUUUCCGUUGGCAGGAACAUCCUGGAACUGUAUUCAGUAUCAUCCUAUUGCCGGUUGAACACAACGCGGGGCAAGGGCUGACGGCAAAGAUCGUGUACGAUCUGAUAACAACUCAACGACAGCGGGCCGCUCUGAGAUUGCCGCGAAGAGUUCAAUACGGGCUAGCGGUUGAUAUCGAUUAUAUCUAUGUGAUAGCCUCAACAAUCGAGGACAAUGAUGUUAUCGGACUCUAUAAGGUUGCAAGCUGGGCCCGGGACAACGCUGAACAUCUCAUUCAAUGCUUAUGUUUCAUCCGUUCUGUUUGCCGGCAGCCGGAGACUCACCAGGAGGAGCUGAAACUGAUCCUGGAGCAGCUCGGGACGUUGCCAGCCAACCUUUGCUGGAGAACCGAUGUCGAUGUAGACAACGCACCCUCCCUGUCAACCUCAGCUGAAAACGAUGAUUCCGAGGAUCCCGACAAUCCUGACAACCCCGACCAUCCGAACGAUUCUGGCCAAUCCCAAGAUGGUGAUCCCCAUCCCCAUUCGGAGGACGAUUCUGGCCCUCCCCGCAAACGAGCCCGGAGAGAUCAUUCUAAGCCUACGCCUGGCCCUCCCUCCGCCAAACCUCGCGAGUCCUAUGCGUCACACAUUGCGACCCUGCGCAAGACGUGGAAUAGGUGUGAACGAAAUGCGGCGAGACGCGCUCUCCCAAUGAUUGUCCCAGCAAAAGACUUCGAGCAUAUCUCUUGGGCGUUCUCUCCUGAAGGGGUCAUGUCGGAUGCGGAUGAAGCGAGAUGGUCAGAGAUGUUGAAAGCUCGGGAAAGGCAAGAACGCGAGGUGACGUCGACACAGAGCUAUUUGGUUGGAACAGAUGGCACACAGCCGUUGAUCCACGGACCAUCCGACUAUGAGAGGAAGGCAGGGAAGCGUGUAGAUGUUGGUUAG